GUACCACAUUAUAUUCGGUUUGGUAUGAUCUGGUCUAACUGUUCGUUAGUUCGGUCCAAAUGACAAUUCAGUCAAUUUGUUCCAGUAUUUCAAAAUUCAUCAGACCAAGGACUGAGCAACAAUAUAUUUAAAUCGGUAUGGUCCAAUCCAGAUAUCGGUUUGGUCUAGUGCGAUCUGAUGCGGACCAACUCGUUACACACCCCUAAAUGUGACCAACUAUGAAACAUACUUUAACAAUGACUAGUAAGAAAAGAAACAUUUUCGACUCACAAACGCUACAAGGCACAAGCCUACAAUGAGUUGUAUGUAGAGGGGGAACUCUACAAUGUUUGCCCCAUGGAAAGCACAAUUGGUUCUCUGAUCGAGCCACUAAAAUGUCUCUCUCUUCUCUCUACCUAACGGAAACUUUCUUUGAACUCUCCAACGGUUCAUUUCCCGUCCCCUUCCGUGGGACUUCUACAGCCCAAUCUAAGGGCAACUGUAACGAGUACUUAGCUAAGGAUUAUGGAAGCUGUCGAUUGGAGGAGAAGCAAGGGGCGGGUAGAGGGCCUCAAUCCCCAACAGGCGAAGCUCCAAAAGGGAUGGGACAAUACAGGGGAAGCUCUGUUCAGCUUUUUGGGAAAGGGACAAUAUGGAAGCCACCGGAUUUGCGGGAGACUAUCUUCCAAUGUCAGAAUAAUAAAAGGAGAAGAGGGAAAAGAGGGAGUAGAAGAUCUAGGAAGAUCUCUGAUGCAAUUUAUGGAACGAACUGGGGGCAAGAAGAAGGAAUCCUUGAGCCAAGAGCCCCUGCAACAGAUGGGGAAAAACAGAGGAUGGGAAGGAUCAGUCAAGAAGAGCAUAAUGAAUGCUUUGACAGGAGAGGCAACCAUCCCCAGCAAGAGGACAAUGAAAAGAGCAGACAGAUGAAUAGCCAUAAAGAGGGCAGAGAAGCUUACCUACGAAGGAGAAGCCAUAAAGAAGCCGAGGAAGAGAGAAGGGUAUAUGCCUGUAUAAAGAGGCUCCAAAUAGACUCUCCCUUCUACCUAAAAAUCCAGCUUCUCUACCCUGAAAAGACACAACCCUUUGCAAAGUUCCAGCUUCUCUACCCUGUAAAAACUCAACCCUCGGAAAUAGAAAGUUACCUUCUGCUUAACAUGGAAACCAACAGAAGCCUCAUAUCAUCUUCAUCAAAAGGCAGAGAAGGACGCCCAAACCUGUCAUCUUCGGGAGGGAGGGGAAUCGCCAUGUUGCUGGGGAAAAUGCUCACAGAGAACAAGGUGGCUCUGGCAAAGGCAGCGGGUGCAGCACGCUAUGCCUGGGGAGGGUAUGGGGAGGUGAAUGUCCAACCCACUGAUUCGCAAAAUCUCUUCUUAUUCACUUUCAAUAAUGAGGAGACAAGGGAACGAAUAUGGAGGGAUAGACCAUGGAGCUUGUCCAAUACGUUGACAGCGAUAGAGAAGUACAAUGGAAGAGGAAAACCAGAAGACACAACAAUGGAGAAGCUGGCUAUGUGGGUACAGAUCCAUGGAUUGCACCAAAAUCAAAGGAUCGAGAAGAAUAUGGUGUCGAUUGGAACCUAUUAUUUCCAGGGGCUGCUCGAUAUCGACAGAGCUAGCCUAGAUUUCAAUGGCUAUAGAAGGUUUCUGAGGAUAUUGGUGGAGGUUAAUCUCGAGGAACCUGUUCCUACAGGGUUCGAUUUCCCCUUUACCGACGAAGCCACAGGGAUCGAGCACUGUGAUGUGAUUGAGUUCAAAUACGAAAGGCUAGUGGAGCUAUGCUAUUUCUGCGGAAGAAUCGGCCAUAAUUGGCCAUCAUGCUGGAGGAUGAAUGAGGAGAGGAGGAAAAACGGAGUCGCCUACCUAUCGGAUAUUUACAAUUCAUCUCUGAAGGCAGGCAUCGACUCUCCCCACAGGCAGCACUCCUCGAGCAACAGAAGCAGUAGGGAGGGGGCAGGAACACAAAACUCGUCCAUUGGGAGAGACAGAACAAGAUCGGGAAGUGUAGCCAGAUCGGGAGGGGAAGAAUCGGGCGGUGCGAUGACGGGAGGAAGAAGCUCGGAGGGGUACCAACUGAUCCCGCCGGGUUUUACAGUCCGAAGGUUGGAACAAGAGGUCCAAGAAGAUGAAGAGCAAGAAAUACAAGGAAGGCAGAGAGGCAGAUACAGGAUCGGAAUGGGGGCGAAAGAUCUGGGGCUGGAAAUGGACAGGGCGGCGGAAGCAAUGGAAGGAGGGUUACGUUUGGAGGAGGAGAGAAUUCUCCUUGAGGAAGGGCAGAGGGAAGUGGAGGUGGAGACAGGCCUCUCACUUGGGCCGAGUCUCCAAGCCCAAUCUGAUCAGGCCACUCAGGGGUGGUUGGGCCUUGCUACUCCUGCCAACUAUCAGCAUGCGAGUGAAGGUCUGGAGGAGGAAGUGGGCCGCUGUCUGAAGAAAAGGAAGGGGACAGGCCUUGUUAGUGAUCUGAAUGCUGAAGGGCUCAACUCCUUGAGCCCAUUUGAGGUAAAUUUUGUGGGUGGGCCUGGUGGGAAUACUAAGAAGAAGAAAAACCAGAAGUAUAAAUCGCAGCAGGGGGGUAGAUCGAAGGGGAUCCAAUCGGAGGGGGAUCAAGAAGACCCAAGAAGGAAAGGGAAGGCAGCGGUGGUUCGCCAGAAGCCACCUCUUCAAAAAUGAGUAUCGUAAGUUGGAAUUGUAGGGGGUUUGGCCCACCCCUUACAAGAAGUUAUGCAAAGCGUCUUUGUAAACGCUUAGGCCCUUCUAUUGUUUUCCUCAUGGAAACGAGUAAGAACGAAGCAUUCAUGGAGGAGCAAAGAAGAAGUCUCAAAGUUUUCCCCAAUAGAGAGUAUGUUGAACCGGUCAACUCUUCGAGGGGUUUUGCAUUAUGGUGGAAGGCGGGUAUUAGCAUAACUGUGUUAAGUAGUGAUAGCUAUUAUAUGGAUGUUAGUAUUGAUAUGGGUAGGAAGUUUUUUUGUACUUUCGUUCAUGCACCCUCUACCGCAGUUAGUAGAAGGGGUUUUUGGGAGCACUUGAGCUCUCUUCGGAGUAGUAGGGAUGAUAAUUGGGUUGUGAUAGGGGAUUUCAAUGCUGCUAUCUAUGAAAAUGAAAAAGAGGGUAGAUG
Molecule: messenger RNA, 3090 nt
Organism: Linum trigynum
Lineage: Eukaryota; Viridiplantae; Streptophyta; Magnoliopsida; Malpighiales; Linaceae
Source: the annotation of a GenBank genome assembly